AUGCGGGGCCUGGUGGUCGCUUUCCUGCUACAGACCAUCGCAGGGUCGGGCGCCUUCACCAGCGGGAGAAGACGUGUGGACCCUGAAACGAACAUGAACAUCAGUCAAAUUAUUACCUUCAGGGGAUACCCUAGUGAGGAGUAUGAAGUGACAACAGAAGAUGGAUACAUCCUGACCAUUAACAGAAUUCCUUAUGGAAGAAAAGGCCGUGAGAAGAGCAAAGGUCCAAGGCCUGCUGUGUUUCUCCAGCAUGGUUUGCUUGCAGAUGCCAGCAACUGGAUCACAAACUUGGAUUACAACAGCCUCGGCUUUAUGCUGGCAGAUGCUGGCUAUGAUGUAUGGCUGGGAAACAGCAGAGGGAACACCUGGUCCAGGAAACAUACACACUACACAGUGAAGCAGGAAGAAUUCUGGGUUUUCAGCUUUGAUGAAAUGGCUAAGUAUGACAUUCCAGCCUCAGUGGACUUCAUUUUGAAGAAGACUGGCCAAGAACAAGUAUUUUAUGUUGGCCAUUCACAGGGCACCACAAUGGCUUUCAUUGCUUUUUCAACUUUGCCACAGCUGGCUAAGAAAAUCAAAAUGUUCUUUGCCUUGGCACCAGUAGCUACAGUCAAGUUUGCCACUAGUCCUCUGGUAAAAUUGGGAGUGUUUCCUGACGUGCUAUUCAAGGAUAUGUUUGGAAAGAAGCAAUUCCUUCCUCAGAGUUUUCUGCUGAAGUGGCUUGCUACCCAUGUUUGCACCCACAGAAUACUUGAUGACCUUUGUGGCAAUGCAUUCUUUCUUUUGUGUGGUUUUAAUGAGAGAAACUUGAAUAUGAGCCGAGUGGAUGUGUAUUCAACACACUGCCCAGCAGGGACAUCUGUACAAAACAUGAUCCACUGGAGCCAGGCUGUGAAGACUGGGGAAUUCAAAGCUUAUGACUGGGGAAGUAAGGCUGAAAAUAUGGUUCACUACAACCAGUCUACUCCCCCAUACUACAAAAUAAAAAAGAUGACUGUACCAACCGCAGUGUGGACUGGUGGACAAGACUGGCUGGCAGACCCAAAGGAUGUUGCGAUGCUGAUCACUCAGAUCACAAACUUGGUUUACCACAAAAACAUUCCGGAAUGGGAACAUCUGGAUUUCAUCUGGGGCCUUGAUGCACCUUACCGCAUGUAUAAUGAAAUAAUUAACAUGAUUAGGAAGUAUCUCUAA
Molecule: messenger RNA, 1194 nt
Organism: Indicator indicator
Lineage: Eukaryota; Metazoa; Chordata; Aves; Piciformes; Indicatoridae
Gene: LIPA
Product: lipase A, lysosomal acid type
Exons: 9
Coding region: 1-1194 (397 amino acids)
Biological process (GO): lipid metabolic process
Molecular function (GO): hydrolase activity, acting on ester bonds
Source: RefSeq, a predicted model, not a curated record